CCUUAAUUCACUUCCUUACUUCGCCUUCUUUCUUGCUUCUUUCCUGUUUUCUACCUCCACACCCAACUCACAUAAAAAAAAACUUUGAACUUAGUUUGAACUAUUACCCAGAAAAAUCUCAAACCCAUUUAUUUUAUAGCUAAAAUACCCACUUGAUUAUUGUUAAAAUUAAAGUCCACAUCUUUAGUCAGAUAAAAACAAGAGUAUGUUUUUGUGGGUAAAUGAGAUCUAUUACCUUGUAAGUGGGAAAGUACUUGGUCUCAUGUUUGAAUAAAAAAAUUUAUAUUCAUUUUGAUAGCGAAUGUUUCUAUAGUUGUGAUUUUGGUUAUUUAGACUUAGUCUAAUUUAAUGUUAGUUGCUUAAAAUAUUUGGAUUUUUGAAGUGGUUGAAGACAUUUGGGGUGCAUGUCAUGCAAAUGAAAGCAACUGAUUCGGUUUGAAGAAUUCAGAGAGAAGAAUACACGCUUUCUUGAAAAUAACUACUAUAAAGAAUUUUGGAGAACUAAUUAUAUUUCUUAGUUAUUUAACUAAGGAUUUUGUGAGGUAAAGGACCACCAUAGUUGUGGAGUUCAACAAUUGAAAGGGAGGCCGAUGCGUCAACCACAGGUUACAUUCGCUAGGCGGACUCCGUCGGGCAACUAUGUGAACUAUUCUAGAGAGAAUCUAUCAAGAGAUGAUCUUGAUAGUGAGCUUGGGAGUGUGGAGUUCAUGAAUUACACAGUUCAUAUCCCUCCAACUCCUGACAAUCAGCCCAUGGACCCUUCCAUCUCUCAAAGGGUGGAGGAGCAAUAUGUGUCGAAUUCCCUCUUUACAGGUGGUUUCAAUAGUGUGACUCGUGCACACUUGAUGGAUAAGGUGACGGAGGCAGAGGCGAACCAUCCUCAGAUGGCUGGAGUAAAAGGGUCUUCUUGUCAGGUCACGGGUUGUGAUGGGAAGGUGAUGAGUGAUGGAAGAGGUGACGAUAUACUCCCGUGUGAAUGUGAUUUUAAGAUCUGUCGGGAUUGUUAUAUAGAUGCUGUUAAAGGAGGUGACUCAAUGUGCCCUGGGUGCAAAGAGCCUUACAAGCAGACCGAUUUGGAUGAGAAGGCAGUAGAUACUUCUGGUAAUUCUUUACGUUUGCCACCCUCAAAGCAAGAACGAGGGAUGUCUUUGAUGAAGUCAACUAAGUCGGGUUAUAUGAGGAGCCAGACCGGUGGAGCGGAGUUUGAUCAUAACAGGUGGUUGUUCGAGACUAAGGGUACCUAUGGUUAUGGCAAUGCCAUAUGGCCAAAGGAAGGAGGAUAUGGAAAUGGUGGUGGUGGUGGUGGUGAUGAUGAUGAGGUACAUGAACCAACUGAAUUUCUUAACAAACCUUGGAGGCCUCUAACUCGUAAAUUGAAGAUACCAGCAGCAAUUAUCAGCCCAUACAGGCUUCUCGUAUUUAUCAGACUGGUUGUUCUAGCGCUGUUCCUUGCGUGGAGGAUAAGGAAUCCUAACACUGAUGCAAUAUGGCUGUGGGGUAUGUCUGUGAUUUGUGAGCUCUGGUUUGCGUUCUCUUGGGUCCUUGACCAGCUGCCUAAGCUUAACCCAGUAAAUCGUGUUACUGACCUUAAUGUUCUGAAAGAGAAGUUUGAAUUGCCUGGUCCGAACAAUCCAACCGGAAAAUCUGAUCUUCCGGGAAUAGAUAUUUUUGUUUCUACUGCUGAUCCAGAAAAAGAACCCCCACUUGUUACUGCAAACACGAUUAUGUCUAUACUCGCAGCUGACUACCCAGUGGAGAAGCUUUCUUGCUAUGUUUCCGAUGAUGGGGGAGCCCUUUUAACCUUUGAGGCAAUGGCUGAAGCUGCGAGUUUUGCUAACCUGUGGGUCCCAUUUUGUCGGAAACAUAAUAUUGAGCCCAGGAAUCCCGAGUCUUACUUCAGUCUGAAGAGAGAUCCUUACAAGAACAAGGUUAAGUCAGAUUUUGUCAAAGACCGUCGUCGGAUUAAACGUGAGUAUGAUGAAUUUAAGGUUCGCGUUAAUGGUCUUCCUGAUUCCAUUCGAAGACGUUCUGAUGCUUACAACGCCCGAGAAGAGAUUAAGGCUCUGAAGAUGCAGAGAGAGCAAGCAGGAGAUGAACCGUUGGAACCUAUUAAAGUGCAAAAAGCUACUUGGAUGGCUGAUGGAACACACUGGCCUGGCACUUGGUUGAAUUCAGCACCUGAGCAUUCUAAGGGUGAUCAUGCUGGAAUUAUACAGGUUAUGUUGAAACCUCCAAGUGAUGAACCUCUUCAAGGAUCAGUUGGUGAAGAUGUGCCUCUUGACUAUGGUGAAGUUGAUAUUCGUCUUCCAAUGCUGGUUUAUGUUUCACGAGAGAAGCGUCCUGGCUAUGACCACAACAAGAAGGCCGGGGCUAUGAAUGCACUUGUUCGUGCUUCGGCAAUCAUGUCAAACGGGCCUUUUAUUCUUAACUUGGAUUGUGACCACUAUAUCUACAAUUCCCAAGCCAUGAGAGAAGGCAUGUGCUUCAUGAUGGACCGUGGUGGUGAUCGCCUUUGUUACAUUCAAUUCCCCCAGAGGUUUGAAGGCAUUGACCCCUCUGAUCGUUAUGCCAAUCACAAUACUGUGUUCUUCGACAUCAAUAUGCGGGCUCUUGAUGGGCUUCAGGGCCCAGUUUAUGUUGGGACUGGGUGCCUUUUCCGAAGAAUUGCCCUCUAUGGUUUUGAUCCACCUAGGUCCAAGGAACACCGUGGUUUUUGUGACUGCUGCUUUGGUCGUCGCAAGAAGCACCGCGUUGCAGUUGAUUCUUCGUCUGAAGAAAAUCGGUCACUUAGAAUGGGAGACUCUGACGACGAGAUGGACCUUUCUUUGUUUCCCAAAAGGUUCGGUAACUCAAGCUUUCUUGUCGAUUCAAUUCCAGUAGCGGAGUUCCAAGGUCGCCCUCUUGCUGAUCACCCAUCUAUCAAGAAUGGCAGACCACCAGGCGCCCUAACUAUCCCUCGUGACCUUCUAGAUGCUUCUACUGUUGCUGAGGCCAUUAGCGUUGUAUCUUGUUGGUACGAAGAUAAAACCGAGUGGGGCGGCCGUAUCGGUUGGAUUUACGGAUCCGUGACAGAAGAUGUGGUCACGGGUUACAGAAUGCACAACAGAGGUUGGAGAUCAAUAUAUUGUGUUACCAAGAGGGAUGCUUUCCGUGGUACCGCACCCAUCAAUCUUACAGAUCGACUCCACCAAGUCCUUCGGUGGGCCACAGGGUCCGUCGAGAUUUUCUUCUCUCGAAACAAUGCCUUGUUAGCAAGCCCCCGGAUGAAGCUUCUUCAGAGGGUUGCUUACCUUAAUGUUGGUAUCUACCCAUUCACCUCAAUCUUCCUGAUAGUCUACUGUUUCCUCCCUGCGCUCUCCCUAUUUUCGGGUCAAUUCAUUGUCCAAUCCCUUAGCAUAACCUUCCUCAUAUAUCUCCUUGUUAUAUCCUUAUCUCUCUGCUUGCUCGCGCUUCUUGAGAUCAAGUGGUCUGGCAUUAACCUCGAAGAAUGGUGGAGGAAUGAACAGUUUUGGCUUAUUGGAGGCACAAGUGCUCACCUUGCUGCCGUGCUUCAGGGUUUGCUUAAGGUUGUUGCUGGUAUUGAAAUUUCUUUUACUUUGACAUCCAAAUCAGCCGGUGAUGAAAAUGAUGAUGAUUUUGCUGACCUGUACGUCGUGAAAUGGACGUCUCUGAUGAUUCCUCCUCUUGUGAUCAUCAUGGUUAAUCUAAUUGCUAUAGCGGUUGGUUUUAGCCGUACUAUCUACAGCACUAUCCCACAGUGGAGCAGGCUGCUAGGAGGAGUGUUCUUUAGUUUCUGGGUUUUGGCUCAUCUCUACCCUUUCGCCAAGGGGCUCAUGGGAAGAAGAGGAAGAACCCCCACCAUUAUUUUUGUGUGGGCCGGUCUUAUCGCUAUCACUAUUUCUCUCCUCUGGGUUGCAAUCAGACCCCCGGGUGGUGCUCAGAAUACCGAUAUUGGAGGAGGUUUCACUUUUCCUUGAACAUUACUUACUAGUACUGUUAACCUUCAAAAGGUUUAUAUUUUAUAUACUUCUUCUUUUCCUUUUCGGGGUUUCUACGAGUAUCUCUUGUAGUCCCAUAAUAUACACAGGGGAAAUCAGGUGGGAUGAUGUGCAUUUUGUUGGCAAUGGUUUUAGGUUUCUUCUCCCUUGGAAUUUUUAUUGAUUUGGAUGUUUAUAUGUGGCGUGUGGGGGAAAAGGGAACAUUCAUGCUUACAUUUUCUGCACCCUUUACAUUCUUUUUGUAAUUUACUGUGUAGAGUCAUAAAUAGUUGGAAAUCAUUUGACAGAUGAUUCAGAAUUUAUGUAACAUGUAACCAUCACAUUUGAUUUAUUUUUCUAUGAGCAAUCAAUUUUGUAACGUAA
Beta vulgaris subsp. vulgaris (sugar beet) is the source of this 4361-nucleotide messenger RNA. RefSeq names its product cellulose synthase-like protein D3. Gene Ontology annotation, biological process: plant-type primary cell wall biogenesis; cellulose biosynthetic process. The record is from RefSeq and is a predicted model, not a curated record. Lineage: Eukaryota; Viridiplantae; Streptophyta; Magnoliopsida; Caryophyllales; Amaranthaceae. The transcript has 4 exons. The coding region runs from base 591 to 3977 and encodes 1128 amino acids. Gene Ontology annotation, molecular function: cellulose synthase (UDP-forming) activity; mannan synthase activity. Gene Ontology annotation, cellular component: trans-Golgi network; plasma membrane.